AUGCCUAGACCGUCUCCGCCGUUAAUGGCGGCUCAUCUUCGGAUCCUACUCCGCCGUCGGUACUUCUCUUCAUCACUUCCACCGCCGCCGCCGACGCCACCACUGCGAUCAAUCCACCAUUUUCUCCACCCCCAUAAACCCUCACUCUCUAAACCCUACUCUCUUUUUACACCAUUUCCCCCGUUCUCUAAAUUCUUCUCUUCCCAAACCCAAAUCGAAACCCCACCUGAAGAUUCACAAGACAUUGCACAAUCUCUCUCGUAUGAGCUCCUCAAAGACCCAAAUGAGCAAUCUCUCCCUCUCCCUCAUCGCCUUGACCUAAGCUUCUCUCAUAUCACUCUCACCUCUAAUAUUAUUCUCACUGCACUCAAUCUCUCCCCGGAAUCGGGACGCACAGCACUCGAUUUCCAUAAAUGGGUAUCCACAAGAACUGACUUUAAGCUAACUGACGAAACUUUGGCUUAUUUCAUCGAUUACUUUGGUCGGCGUAAGGAUUUCAAGGCAACCCACGAACUUCUUGUAGCCAGCAAAGGUAUUUCGGGUGUUAAGACAUUUGAAUCAUCCAUAGAUCGUUUGGUUAGAGCUGGUCGACCGACGCAGGCGGUUGCAUUUUUUGAUAAGAUGGAGAGUGAUUACGCCUUCGUGAGGAAUAUGGAUUCGCUGAAAUUCAUCGUGUCUAAGUUAUGUGAACAUGGGUUUGCUAGUUACGCUGAGAAAAUGGUUACAAAUGUCGCUAAUGAGUUUUUCCCAGAUGAAUUCAUCUGUGAUACUUUGAUUAAAGGUUGGUGUGUUGAUGGGAAGCUUGAUGAAGCUCGGAGGUUAUCACAAGAGAUGUAUAGAGGAGGGUUUGAAAUCGGUCCAGUGUCAUAUAACGCCAUUCUUGAUUGUGUGUGUAAGCUUUGUAGGAAGAAAGAUCCCUUUCGGUUACAAUUCGAAGCAGAAAAAGUAUUGAUCGAUAUGGAUGUGGCUGGUGUUCCAAGAAACGUGGAAACUUUCAACAUCUUGAUUAAUAAUCUUUGCAAAAUUCGUAAGACUGAAGAAGCAAUGAAUUUGUUUGAUCGAAUGGGUGAAUGGGGGUGUCAUCCAAAUGAGAAAACAUUUCUUGUUCUAAUCAAGAGUUUGUAUCAAGCUGCAAGAACAGGAGAGGGUGAUGAGAUGAUGGAUAAGAUGAAAUCUGCUGGAUUUGGUGACGCACUCAAUAAGAAAGCUUACUAUGAGUUUCUCAAGAUUCUGUGUGGAAUUGAGAGGAUUGACCAUGCGUUGACUGUUUUUGCAAAGAUGAAGAAAGAUGGUUGUGAACCUGGGAUCAAGACUUAUGAUCUAUUGAUGGGGAAGCUUUGUGCUCAUGGGCGUGUUGAAAAGGCGAAUGUUCUUUUUAAAGAAGCUGAAAGAAAGGGUGUAGGAGUUGUAGUGAAAGCUUAUAAAUUGGAUCCAAGGUUUAUGAAGAAACCAAAAAUGGUGAAGGAGAAGAAGCGGGAGACAUUACCAGAAAAGAUGGCUAGGAAGAGGAGACGGCUUAAGCAGAUCAGGUUGAGUUUUGUGAAGAAGCCAAAGAAAGCUCAAAGGCGAGCUUAUUGA
Lactuca virosa is the source of this 1578-nucleotide messenger RNA. Lineage: Eukaryota; Viridiplantae; Streptophyta; Magnoliopsida; Asterales; Asteraceae. The record is from the annotation of a GenBank genome assembly.